CUAAUAUCAUUAUUCACGUGACCAUCAUGACCCUACCGCGACACAUUUAAAAGUUAGCUUAGCUUAGCUUAGCUUCUUAGCUUUGACCCUAGAAGCUGCCAUCUCGCAUCUCGAUCGGCAUCAAGAUGAUUUCAUCGAUCAUCGCUCGCUUUUAAAUGACCUCACCCUAACUUAAAUCUAAGAUUGGAAUACCUACAUUCCAAUCCGUUUUAUUGAUUUAUUGAUUUCUAUUGCUAUGGCCAACUCAAACAGGAAGCAGUCGCAAGAAAUGGUCCGGCCCGCUGCCGCAACAUGAGGAUGGCCAUAUGUUCAUGUUCGAGAAAUAUCCAAGACGGAGCAAAGGUUCCCCCAAGCCUCCCCUUUGCGCCUCGUGGUCUCGUGGCUAGACUCAAUUCAUGACGCACAUCAUCGCCUCUCGCUUCGCUAAUAUAGUGAUUACAUAGUAAACUCUGUUAAUCUCUACUGUCGUACUAACGAUGGAGAAGAAAAGGAUUUUGGCGCUGUCUAGGAUAGCGGCUCCGCCCAGCUUGCUUCUUUCAUAGCAUAUAGCAGAUGAUCUCAUCCAUAUUGGUUUUUCUUGUAAACGUCUGAGUUGUAUCUCACAUUGCUCAGACACCCUACAUGCCCAAAUCUUAGGUCAAUAGAUCAAAAUCAUACAAGUUCACUUAAUAGCUCUCUUACCCGCCACCCGUCUUUGCAUGUCCAUCUUCCCACGUCUGAUUCGCUGCUCUAGAGCUGAAUCUAAACACUCUCUCGGCCCCUUUAAGCCAAUCCAUCGCAUACCCACGUAUUCCCCAGUAUAUUAUAACCUCUCCUCGACGAUGGUGGCUAAAAGACAGAAAUCAACUGUAUUUCUACAGCAAGAUGACAAGUCGGACAAGCACAUCCAACAGGAGCAACCUGGUGUCAUUCCCAGAAGAUCGGGGCGUAAUAUCAAGAAACAGAGCGAUAUAUCACAGCUUGAUGCAGCAACCACCAACGGAGGAAGUCCGCCCUCGGCGUCGACUCAGCCAAAGAAGAAGUCGAUGCAAAGGCCGAAUGUUACAGGGGCUAUUGGUGGCCUUCGUGAAAUGGAGGAUACCUUUCGAGAUGAUACUAAGCGGCAGAAGACAGCAAUUGAUGCAAGCUCAAUCCCAAGUGAUUCCUCCGGACGGAUCGCAGAUCCAGCUUUCCUUUCGAGACCUGAAAAUGGUAAACAGGAUUGCAUUCCAGCGGAACUUGCAAGGGAUAGCUUAAGAGACAACAACGACAAGAGAAAGAGGAACGUAACAAAAAAGAAGGAGAAGAAUGGUGAGAAGAACAGCGUCGACGAGGAAAUCGAAGCUUACGAGGACGAGGAACCAGGCGAUAGAGAGCAGGGUGGUAACGGAUCCCCGGAGGAGGCCGAUGCCAACGCCUUCAAGCUGGAAGGGUCCCGGGCACCCCCGGUUAACAGUGACUAUCUGCCGUUACCAUGGAAAGGUAGACUGGGUUAUGCGUGCCUCAAUACCUAUUUGCGACUUUCAAACCCACCGGUAUUCAGUUCGAGAACAUGCCGAAUAGCUUCCAUUCUAGAACAUCGUCAUCCCCUCCAAGAUUCGUCUCAGCCUGCCCAUCCGACAAAGAAUCGCCCGGACAAAAAUCAACCGGCUGAUGUAACCAGAGGCCAGAAAUAUGUUGAAGCACUUGGCCUCGCCAAUGCCCGUGAUAUUGUAAAGAUGAUCCGCUGGAAUGAUAAGUAUGGUAUCAAAUUCAUGCGCUUAAGCUCGGAAAUGUUCCCUUUUGCCAGCCACGAAGAAUACGGCUAUAAGCUAGCGCCGUUCGCUUCGAAAGUACUUGCUGAAGCCGGAAGAGUCGCAGCUGAGUUAGGCCAUCGGCUCACCACUCAUCCUGGACAGUUCACACAACUCGGUUCGCCACGGCCCGAGGUUGUUAGAAAUUCGAUUCGCGAUCUUGAAUACCACAACGAGAUGCUAACACUUCUGCGGUUGCCCGAGCAGAUCGAUAAGGAUGCCGUCAUGAUCCUGCACAUGGGUGGCGUAUUUGGAGAUAAGGAGGCUACCCUAGAUCGGUUCAGGGAAAAUUAUGCCAAAGUCUCGCAAGGUGUUAAGGCAAGGUUGGUAUUAGAAAACGACGACGUAUCGUGGACGGUGCACGACCUACUUCCGAUAUGUGAAGAAUUGAAUAUCCCACUCGUUUUGGACUUCCAUCAUCACAACAUCAUGUUUGACAAAGGCAAAAUCCGCGAGGGGACCAAGGAUAUUAUAGAACUUUACCCAAGGAUCAGAGCAACCUGGGAUAGAAAAGGUAUCACGCAAAAGAUGCAUUACAGCGAGCCUUGUUCGGAAGCCAUCACUCCACGCCAGCGGCGGAAGCAUCGUCCUCGUGUCAUGACCCUUCCGCCGUGUCCAAAUGACAUAGAUCUCAUGAUUGAGGCGAAAGACAAGGAACAGGCGGUGUUCGAUCUGAUGAGAAACUUCAAACUACCUGGGUGGGACCGUUUUAACGACGUUAUCCCGUACGAGCGCGAAGAUGAAAAUAGACCGAUACCCAAACCUCCCAAGAAGAAGCGCAGGACUAAGAAAGGUGCAGACGGUGCAGACGCAGAUAUCGAGGCUGGAGAGGAUGCGGAGGAGGAGCUGAAACCACCGCCCAAGAUACGGGAGUCGGAACUUGGGAUGGGCGGCCCUAACAACCGAGUAUACUGGCCUCUUGGGAUGGAGGAAUGGCUCCGCCCUAAGAAAAGGGAGGUUAAGAAGAAGAGAGUUAAUGACGAAAUGGAUGGCGAUGAGUAGCUCCGUUUUCGGAUUUGGGUAGCAGCAUGCCGUGUUACAGCACGUUUGCAUACCGGUCUAUAGUCAGAUACCACGGGAUAAACUCGGUAAGGUGUAACAUCGAAAGGACCCCGUCGUCGCCCAGCGGUCUGGAUUCUCCGUAGAUAGGUAUACACUUAGAUCCACAUAAAAUAAUCACUUCUCAUGUUUUCAAAAUGUACAACAAGAUUUCUACACACCUACAUCUUAUCUGACAGCAGAUACGAAAUUUAUCAUUUGUAGUGGUCGUAUUUACUACAGCUACUCAUUAUCUAUGGUUGGGUAUGAUUCGACAGAUACGACAGAUACGACAGAUAC
Messenger RNA from Daldinia decipiens, 3110 nucleotides. Its product is annotated as UV-damage endonuclease. The transcript has 3 exons. NCBI's taxonomy places the organism in Eukaryota, Fungi, Ascomycota, Sordariomycetes, Xylariales, Hypoxylaceae. Gene Ontology annotation, molecular function: endonuclease activity. Gene Ontology annotation, biological process: nucleotide-excision repair; mitochondrial DNA repair; response to UV. The record is from RefSeq and is a predicted model, not a curated record. The coding region runs from base 699 to 2774 and encodes 691 amino acids. Gene Ontology annotation, cellular component: nucleus; mitochondrion.